Molecule: messenger RNA, 318 nt
Organism: Halteromyces radiatus
Lineage: Eukaryota; Fungi; Mucoromycota; Mucoromycetes; Mucorales; Cunninghamellaceae
Exons: 2
Coding region: 1-318 (105 amino acids)
Source: RefSeq, a predicted model, not a curated record
AUGGCAAGAAAGAAACUUCAAUCCUAUGUUUACAACCAAAACUUAUAUCCAAAAGCAUGUUUACCACAACAACCGUGUCGAACUCAAUUAAAAAAACCUAACUUGACAAGCAGGAAGUACGAACCAGUUGGGAUCCGGUGUCUGAAAGGAUAUAAAUCUGAUACUGAAACUCUGUGGCUACUUUUAUACCAACAAUUAUAUCAAGAUGAUGCAGGCAAUAAAUUGAAAUCAUCGAAAUUGGAACCAACAAUGAACAAUUUCAAAGGGGCUGCUCAUCCUGAAGAUAUAUCAUUAGUCAAACCCGUGGAAUCUGAAUAA